Acaromyces ingoldii is the source of this 1150-nucleotide messenger RNA. RefSeq lists its product as hypothetical. Lineage: Eukaryota; Fungi; Basidiomycota; Exobasidiomycetes; Exobasidiales; Cryptobasidiaceae. Bases 64 to 1011 code for a protein of 315 amino acids. The record is from RefSeq and is a predicted model, not a curated record. The transcript has a single exon.
CGCUGAAAGUACCCUGUGUGUAAGCCGAUUCACAAAGCGGCUUCGUCGCCAUUGGCAAACACCAUGCCGCUCUGUACACUGCAUCUGAUCCGUCUCAGCAAAGAAGGCGAGUUGGGUUCCUCUGAUGCUCGCUGUGCCUCCUUCUUGAAGCUACUGCUGGCCAGCGAUUUGGGACCGCGGCUGCUCGUUGCCUCGCUCGUCCGCCGCCCAGUCAUCCUGGCAGAGCGCAUCGAUUCCGUCUAUCUCAACGCAACGCCCUGGGACCUCCUGCUCGUCUUUGGACCAGACGCAAAGGGACCGUCCGUUCAGGCUUCUUCAAUCGAGACCAAAGCUACGCCGCUCAGCCUCGAAGACGACUCGAGGACGCGGGCACACGUCGACGUCGAGUACGUCCUCGACGUGGGCGUUCCCACGCGCAUCCUGUCGGGCUACAAGGGGCGGACGAAGGAGCUGGUGGAAGCGGCAGCAAGGGCCAAGAAGCCGUCUUUGGACUCGCUCCGGACAGAGGAGCCAGCGAGAACCCAUGCAGGAAGGGUGCCCAAGACGAGUCAGAAUCUAGAAAUGUCCGACGAGCUCCUCGAUCUCAUCGAGGCGCUCGAGAAGCUCGGCGAUAGUGGGCUUGUUAACGGCGGUGGGCCAGUGCACCAGCUCAACUUGCUCAAGUUCAAGCCUACAAAAGAGGACCGAGACCGUUACCUCGAGUACGGCCGUGGCUUUGCAAAGGCUGCUGAAGCCCACGGCGGCGAUGCAAAGCUGCUGGGCGUCGUUGUGGCCGAUCAGACACGGGCAGCGCUGCAGCAGCAGGGAAGUGCCAAGCCCAGUGGCAAACUGCAGUGGGACGAGAUCAGCCUGGUGCACUACCAUUCGCUCAGGGACUUUGCUGCCAUGGCGGCGAGCGAAGCAUACCAGUCCAUCAAUCGGGACAAGCGGCUGCCCUCGCUGCUCGACACGACAAUCAUCUGCACUCAAGAGGUGGAUUUAGACCGGCUCCGGAGGACAGCCAAGCUGUGAUGUGCAUCAAUCAUUCAAUCAUGAAGUAGAGAUUGCAUUUCUAUUCUUCUUGAGUCUAGUCGAAACUGAGAUCUAUCAAUGCCAAUUGCUUGACGUCGGUGGGAGCCUUUGCCACGGUGCCCGCUCCCAUGGGCAUCUC